Molecule: messenger RNA, 1872 nt
Organism: Parnassius apollo (apollo)
Lineage: Eukaryota; Metazoa; Arthropoda; Insecta; Lepidoptera; Papilionidae
Source: the annotation of a GenBank genome assembly
AUGGAUAAGAAAAGAAGUAAACUAUGGGGUUUUUUUACGCAGACUAAAGACGAUAAGGCAAAAUGUGAUCUUUGUCAUUCGUUGUAUUCAGUGAAAGGCGGCUCUACUACAAAUUUGAAAAAGCAUCUCAUGAAGAAACACAGAUCAUCUUAUGAAAUCAUCAUUCCAUGCUCUAUGUCAGAUGAAGCAGUUCUGGAAGCUCCUAUACCAUCAACUUCAGCAAGUACAGAAUCUACUAAUCCUGUAAUUAAAAAAAGUGAAACCAUUUCGCAGCAGACUAAGUUAAGUGCCUUUAUUAAACGUCCAGUAGGUGUAGUAAGAGAAAAAAAAAUUAAUGAUUUAAUUUUUAAAAUGAUAGUUAAAUACCUUCAGCCUUUUUCUGUAAUUGAAGACGCGGGUUUUAAAGAUCUUAUAAAUUACUUAGAACCAGGUUACAAAAUGCCUUCAAGGUACAUAUUAAGCAAUACUUUAUUGGAUGCUCAAUACUCAGACGUCCAAAAAAAAUUAAAAGAAGAAUUGGAGAGCGCAAAAUAUGUAUCGAUCACCACCGAUGGCUGGACUUCGAGAGCAACAACUUCUUACCAAGCUGUAACAGCCCAUUAUUUAUUAAAUUGGGAGUUGAAGUCUGCUUUAUUAGGAUGUUUUGAAUGUCAUGAGCGACACACGGCCGAAUAUAUUAAAAAUGAGCUGUAUAGUUUGCUCUUGCAUUGGAGCAUACAAAAUAAAAUAUUUGUCUGCGUUACAGAUAACGCAGCAAACAUGAAGGCGGCUAUACGAUUAACAACUUAUGAACAUUUACCGUGUAUCGCUCACACUGUUAAUUUAGUCGUGCGUGCAGGACUCCAGGACUGCGGACUCGGGGAGCUGAUAAAAAAAAUAAAAGCCAUUGUGGAACAUUUCCACAAGAGUUCAAUAGCUAAUAAAAAACUAUUUGCAAUGCAGGAGCAGCUGAGGCCUAAUCAGAAACCAUUGAAGCUAAAAAUGGACGUAGUGACCAGAUGGAACAGUACCCUGGAUAUGAUUGAGAGGGUUUGUUUACUUCAAGAACCUUUAGAAGCAUCUCUUGGAAUCCUACACAAUCCGGUAGAAAAUCUUUCGGAAGGCGAAUGGCAGACACUGCCAGAAAUAAUAAAAAUUUUGAAGCCAUUCAAGCAACUCACUGAAGAAAUGUCUUCAGAAAAAAACGUGACUGUUUCAAUGGUCCUGGCUUCGACAGAAAGUAUAAUUAGAAUUUUUCACAGUUUAGAUACAAAUAUUAUUACAGAUACAGGAAAGAAAUUGGCAAAUAAAAUAAUAACGGAAUUUAAAAGUAGAUUCAAGAAUUGUUACAGGCACCCAGUGUUAUCUAAAGCAGCACUGUUAGAUCCGCGUUUUAAGAAGCUGGCAUUUAGGUUUGAUGCAUCAAGUUAUGAGUCUGCCAAAGAUGCAUUGAAAACUGAACUGCAAAAUGAGUUUAACUUUCAUAAGCAGUCGAUAGAACCUAACGAGAACGAAUCGACGUUAGCUAUAUCUACUGGCGACACUGACGCUGAUAACGACUCAAUAUGGAAAGAUUUUGACUCUUUAGCAAUGUCAGCGUCUGCUUCGAACUCUAUAGUUAGCAGCAGCAUAAUUACCAUGAGGCAAUAUCUAGAAGAACGCAUUAUUCCUCGAAAUGAGUGUCCUUUAAAAUGGUGGCAGGCGCGGGCAAUUCUAUACCCCGAACUCUCAAACUUGGCUGAGAAAUAUUUAUCGGUGAUGGCUACCUCAGUACCAUCGGAAAGGACUUUUUCCAAAUCGGGCCAAAUAUUAAGUGAGAGGCGCAGCUCUAUUCAACCAAAGCGAAUGGAAAAGAUUUUAUUUUUAAAUAUGAAUCAGAGGUUCCUGCCAUAA